CAGUGCUAUUUGUUGUAAAACAAAACAUGACCUUUAUCUAUUAAAUUAAAGCCUGUAUAGUUGACUUAAGUAGAUAUUUUUCAUGAUAUAUUCAAUCAAUAAUUAAACUCUUAAAAACGUUUGGUCAAUUAUUUCAAACAUAAUUUAGAACAUUAAUGUUAUAACCCCGUUCUAAAAAGGAAAAGGACCAGUUUUCUGAAAGCAGCGGUGGAAAUACCUAGAUUCACAUGUACAGGACUUAUAAAGAGGAAAUUGAACGAAAAAUGGCCGGUGAGAAAAAGGCGGAAUAUAACUUCUUGGGCAAGACUGGAAUGAAGGUGUCCAACAUUUGUCUUGGUACCAUGACAUUUGGAUACAACGAUGAAGGACCUAUGGGAGUCUUUUUUGGUAACCCAAGGCAAUCUAGUGAGGCCGACGCACACAAGAUCUUGGAUCGUUAUGUAGAACUUGGUGGAAACUUCUUAGAUACUGCCAACAUGUACUGCAGCGGGAAGUCAGAGGAGAUAAUUGGUACAUGGCUGGAAAAGAAAAAGAACCGAGACGAUAUUAUCAUUGCGACCAAAGUUCGUUUCCCUGUAGACUUCUCUUCCCUGAACGAUGUUGGACUUAGCAGACGGAACAUCAUCAAAAGUUGUGAGGAUAGCCUUAAAAGACUGCAAACAGAUUACAUAGAUUUAUACCAGGCUCAUAUGUGGGAUAAUGCUACACCAAUAGAAGAAACGCUUCGUGCUUUUGAUGAUCUCGUAAAGAGCGGGAAAAUCCGUUACUAUGGUUUCUGUAAUCUCUGUGGUUGGCAAAUGCAGAAAAUUGUCGAAACAACGAAACAGCUUAACCUGAACCCAUGCGUCAGUUUACAGCAACAGUACAAUUUACUGCGACGGGAUUCCGAGCUUGAAGCUUUUAUGGUCUGCGAGAAUGAGGGGAUGUGUGUGUUGCCAUGGAGUCCAUUAAAAGGGGGUAUGCUUACUGGAAAAUUCAAGAGAGACCAGAAACCUGACGCAACCGGAAGUCGAGCCGGGUACAUGCAUGCUAAAAGGGAGGAAGGGAAAAAUACCUCAGCGAGCAAUUGGGAAGAGUUCGGAAGUAAUGAAAACUACUGGAAACUGAUAGCAGCCAUGGAAAAAGUCGCUAAAGCUAAUGGUAAAACUGUCCCCCAGGUAGCUCUGCGAUGGCUUCUACAGAAAGAAGUUGUGUCUUCUGUGAUAAUUGGAUGUACAUCAAUUCAGCAACUAGAAGACAAUAUGGGCGCAUCUGGAGGCUGGGAAAUCUCAUCUGAAGGGAUGAAAGAGUUGGAUGAGGCCGCUCCAUUAUCAAAGCCCUACCCAUACGACAUGCUCUGGGAAUUUGGUGGUUUUGGAAGAAUGAACAGGUUUAAUCGGUCCAACAAAGUGUGAGGAAACAUGUACAACAAUAAUUGUAGAAUACAGAUUGCGUUUAGUUUAGAAAACAUUUAUUUAGUUAUAUACAUGUUUCAUUACAAAAAUAUUUACAACAAUAUGAUAUUGUCAACAGGAUUAAGAAGUAAAUCAAAAUAUUUUUGUAAAUCUCUUUCUCUGGAUUACGUCUGAAUGCACUAUAAGCAGGUACUGAUUAGCGGUGUGACAGAGAGAAAACUUGUGAACGCCAGAGAUAAGCAUGUGUUAUGUAUGGUCUGUGUACAAAAUACACCGAAGAAGUGUAUUGAUUUUGGCAUGAUGGAUAGAGCGUUAUUUUUUAUUCAUUAAAAUUCAUUUGAAAUCAGUGCAAACAGAGUAUAAUGCCGUGUAGGCCUACACAGCACAAUCCUGAAGAACAAACCAAGAUUUUAACCAUAAUACAUCACAUUCAUUUCCGGUUAUAAUGACUGGAAUGUUUUAAGAACUGACUAACAGAAAAAUGAUAUUAAAAAUGAAUGAUAUUCAAGAAAUUAUAUAUUCCAAACAGUGAUUUGUCGUUGACGAAAAUCUUUUUUUUUUGAAGUUCAGAUGCUAAUUAUUGCAAACGUUUUUGCCAUCAUUUUAUCAAACUGAAUUAUGUUCAGAUUAUUUAGUGCGAAGAAUAUCAAAUGCACGGAAGGCAACACGGAGGCUGAUUUUUUACACACACAAAAAAAUCAACAUUUCUAAAUCAAAUAUUUUAACAAGUUUUUUUUCAGCGACGCCGUCUAAAUUCGUUUUCGUUACCUAUGCCACUUGACUUCAGUUUGCAAAUCAAACUACUUGAUAAUGCAUUGUAGAUAAUUUAUCAAAAUGGAAGAUUUAUGCAACACUCUGCCUGAUUGGACGAGAGUGUCAAUUUCUUUCACUCUGUUGAUUGUGCUACGCUGAGUGAAAUGUAGACAAAGCGUUUAUCCUAUACGACGCUGUUCACAGUUUUAAAGCUGACUUUGGCUCUGUAUAUUUAGCAAGAAUAUUGAUAUAUCUCAAAAUGAUAAGUAAGUUUAAUAAAUAUCAUAAAAACCUGUUCAAAUACCAACAUAUAUCAAAUUAAAGAAAGAGCUGAAUACGGUCUGCGUAUCACAUGAAUAAGGGUGUGAUAAGAGUCUUUUAUGUAGAGAAGUGCUUUUUAAAAGAUUUUCCUUGUUACAAUUGUCGUCUGUAUAUGGAAAGGUUUCUUGCUUUUGUGACUUAUUCAGAUUGCAUAUUAAAAUGAGUACUUGUUUGCUUUGAUAUAUUUGUUAUAAAUUAUUUAACUGAUUUAUUAUAUAUGAAUAUUUUUCUUUAGUAUGGUAUGCAAAUAUUGAACUCAGUUGAAAUUUGUUUUAUAUAUAUGCUAUAUAAUGACUGAAUCUCAUGACUCUGAAAUAAAGGUACGCUGCAUACAGUUUAUCUAUGUGAUAUGACUACGGUCAAACUUUGCUUAUGAAACAGAAAUAUUGAAAAAAUUACAAAUGUAUGUUUUGCUUGACCUUCACCUUUUAUAGGUGUCACCUCACUGUCCAAAGAUUCAUGAAUAGCAAAUAUGCAUUUGUUAAAGCGGGAUCAGUUGGCCUAUUUUAGAAAUAAAUAAAAAUAAUAAAUAAAAACUCCUUUAAUUGAUUUUUUCUCAUGUAUUCUAGUCAAACUUGAUUUGUAGCAUCUUUAUUAGGCCCGCAGCCAACUUUGUUCAGCUGGGACAUUUAACCCCUUUUAGGGGCUGCUAGAGCUAAAACUAGAAAUGCCUUUAUACAGUGUCUCAUGAACAGCUUGGUGGAUCUUUGUCAUACUUGGACUGGAGCAUCAUUAUAAGGUCCUCUUCCAAAUUUAUUCAUAUAGAAACUUGGGCCCUUUUAGUGACUACUAUAGCUAAAGGUAGAUAUGCCUUUCUUCGCAUUAACCACUAAAAUGUAAUGGAUUUUUAUCAAACUCGAUGUGUAACAGUAUCGUAAGGUCUCCUGCUAUUUUGUUACAAAUGGGGAUAGGGACCAAUUUAGCUAAAAAUAUAAACACGUUUCAUGACCUCUUCUCAUGAACCGCUUCAUGAAUCUUCAUCAAACUACUGCUGUAAUUAUUCGUCUAAGGAUAAACGAAACAAAAUUGCAAUCCUACGAAACCUUUGCGAAAAAUUAAAAGAGAGCCAUUUAAAAUGUUAAAGUGCGGUGUUUAGUUUUGCAAUUUGAAAAAUGUUAGAUGAAAGAUGAAUGUUAGAUGAAAAAUUCAUAAACUUCUUUCCUUAUUACAAUUCGCCGACCAUCAUUUUUAAAGAUAUUUCUUUUUCUUUUGCUUAUUUCUGGUAAUUGUAAAUAUGAUUUCUUACAUAUAUAUGUUAACAGUAUUAAUUUAAACUGUCAGUCUAACAUGCAUAUAUCUUGCAUAAAAUAAACGAUAACAACCA
Messenger RNA from Mercenaria mercenaria, 3792 nucleotides. Its product is annotated as 1-deoxyxylulose-5-phosphate synthase YajO-like. The record is from RefSeq and is a predicted model, not a curated record. The coding region runs from base 228 to 1394 and encodes 388 amino acids. NCBI's taxonomy places the organism in Eukaryota, Metazoa, Mollusca, Bivalvia, Venerida, Veneridae. Gene Ontology annotation, molecular function: oxidoreductase activity. The transcript has 9 exons.